Molecule: messenger RNA, 720 nt
Organism: Yamadazyma tenuis ATCC 10573
Lineage: Eukaryota; Fungi; Ascomycota; Pichiomycetes; Serinales; Debaryomycetaceae
Source: RefSeq, a predicted model, not a curated record
AUGGAUACUAUUGACAAACUUGAAACUAUUUCUGGUUUACGAAAGAGGAAGUUUCGGUCUAAGAUCCCAAAGUUUAAAUUUCUUUCCAAGCUCUUUAACAAGAAGAAAGCUAUUAUCAAGGAAUUGGAAAGCAUCUUAAAAAGUAUCAAGAAGAUCAAGAAAUUGAAGGCUGAGACCCCAGAGAUUUCUACAAGAGGUCUAUCAGAAAAGAAAGAUGAAAUUAUAGAAAGUCUUUUAGUCAAGGUGUUUGUUGCUUUGAAGGACAGUGAAUUGAUAACCCCAAUGCUAGAGUUCUCUCUCACUGACGAACAAGUAAGAGGAGGAUUAGUCAAGACCACCGUUGACCUUUUGAAGGCAAAUGUCAUUCCAUGGGAAGAAAUAUUCACAGCCUUAAAGGAAAGUGGAUUAGCUGUUGAAGUUGUUCGAUUCUUAUUAACAGACCCUGAAACUAUAGAAGGAGAAAUUGACUUAAUUCUCGAAUUGAUUCCCAGAUUGAUUGAAGAAAAAGUCAUCAAUCUCGAAGACUUGUUGAAGAUUUUACCCCAUACCUAUACCACCACUACGAAAACUGGUACUACUACCACUGAAACCAUCAGUUUUCCCUCUGGUGGGGAUUCUGUCCUUGUUGAACUCCCUAUCACAACAUUGUUGACAUUUUUCGCAACCAACCAAACUUUGGUCGUUCCCACACCAACACCUACAGUCAAUGGAUUUUUGUGA